CAUCUGUCCUGGUCAGAAAAGAGGAAACGCGGCUGUUUUUACUGUAUAAAAUGAGCUGAAUCCGAGUAUGAAUCGUUACUUUACCCGGCUGAUUAAUAAAACACUGCGUGUUUCUCAGCGGAACUAAAGGCGUCCAGUCCUGCACAUGGAGAGCGACGCACAAACCGAGUGGAGCUCGGCAUUAGAAGACGACUUAGCCGCCGGUGACAUUCCUGUGUGCGCCUCUUUGUGGUCCGUCCCCGCUCCAGCCACUCUGUGGUCAGUUCCGGGUGUUGUAGGUGCUCCGGUAGCCGAGCAGGACGCUUCGUUAGGCUGCUACGAACUCGCCACUAUGCCAGAAGCGAACGACCAGGACACCCAGACUGAAGACUGGACAGAGGAGAAGGGCUCCAACACUACCGAUGACUGGGUCACUGUCAUGCACUCUAUAGAUGAGUACAGCUCCAGGCUGGAGUUACAGUAUGAGUCUCUGUUGAAGCAGGAAGAUACUGACCAGGCUGAACACACACUCCUCCUCGAGAGUCUGAAGAAAACGAGGGAUGAAACGAAACGGCAGCACCAGAUUCUCCUUGAUAAGAUCGAGUCUCUGCAGGUGAAGCUGGAACUGAACAGCAGUAAGACCACCCGGAAAAACUUCUCCACUAAGCUAGAAGAAUUGACCGCAGAGAGGGACCGACUGGCAGAGGGGAAGAGAAGAUUGACUCAGGAGUUGGAGGAGGCAGACAGGAAGCUGAAGCAGCUUACUGAGGAGCAAAACAACGAGAAGCUUUCAUGGGAACAGGAGAUAGCUGAUCUGCAGGAGGAGAAAGAGAGACUUUCAAAACAAGUGGAAGAAGCCAAUCAGAUGGCUCUAAAAGACGAGAUAGAAGCUUUGGAAUCUCAGAGAUUGUUGGCGAUUGCUCAUGUAGAAGACUGGCAAGCAGAAGCUGAAAGAUACCUGGGCAAGCUCAGGAUGGAACAUUCACCACAGCAUGGCCGACAGCGGAUGGAGUGGGAGAAAAAUGUGGUGAUGGUGCGAAACAGCCUGACUAAACUACAGAAUAUGUAUAAUGAAAACAUUAAGCUUCUACAGAAUGGUCAGCAGCUGGACAGUUUACCCCCAGUCUCCUUGCCAUCACUACCUGUUGUCCCCACGAUUGAGUUGUUUAUGAGUCCGCUCAGAAACUCAGUGCAGAUGCCGUAUUAUGGUGGUCCUAUGGUUCGUAUCCCUCCUCCCAGCGAGUUCCACCUCGGUGGUGCCCCGGCCCACAGAGUCACCCCUCCGCUCUCUCAUUCCUCGUCCCAAAGUCAUUCAGCUCCCAUCAUGACCUCAUCAUCACACGUAGUCAGGCCGAGGCCCCAGCUGACCAUGCCCACAAGUUUACCCCCGCAGCCCUCCUUCCGCAUGCCCGUCAUGCCUUCAGCUCACCCCCCACCCUCCACACACACCUUACCACACACCAUCACACCCGCUGGGUCCUACAGUGGCCCUGGACCUGCUCACGUUCCCCACAGCAGCAACUCACAUUGCUGUUUCCACGGCAACAGCUCAGGCAGCAGGUUUGCCAGCCCAGGCAGCAGCAGGACGGCCGCAUGCGACCCUCCCAGCUGCCCCCGCCCGAAACGCCUCCCCACACACCGUCUGGAGAGACUGGAGAGACAGUUCCCACAGUGCACCAGAACUCAGCUGAUGAGUGUGCUGCAGCAGAUUAAGAGUGAACGUGGCACUAUGGCUGGCAUGUCCAUAGACGAGGUCAUGCAACAGGUGUCCCAGAGACUGGCACAGAACGACCGCCCGCCUCCAGGCCCUAUAGCUCCUCCGACUGGCUCUCGCGUCUUUGCCGGUCCUCCUGGUCUAGUCCAGAGGCCCUCUGUCCAACCUCUGGCCGUGCGUCCCCCUAUCAGAGCCUCCAGUGCCCCUGUCUUCCAGCCAAGACCCUCACAGGCUCCACCGGUGCGUAAGCUGUGUUUGAUGUGUCAGAACCAUGUUGAACCUGGAACCCAGUACAACACAAACUGCCUUCACACUCUACACAAAGAGUGCAUCAGUGUGUGGCUGAAGUCCAGCAAGGACCACUCCUGCCCGUUCUGCCCCAGCAAAUGAGUGACUGUGAGACUUGAUGUUGAAAUCUCUGAAUAACUACAAAGAGCAUUUCAUUAACAGAAACUGAUAAACUGGUGGCUGGUUCUGAAUAAUGUGAUGUUACCAAAGUGGUAAAUUUAAGUUGCUUUAAGAUGGGAUGAUACUUUUAAUCCUAAAGGUUAAAGAAGACUUGAAGGGGUUUGAUUUCAGUAAGGAAGACUCGGUUUCUAAAAAUGUAAUAAUAGUAAUAAUGACUUUAUCUUUUAUAAUAAUGUUUUCUAUUACACGUUUGUUAUUUUUUAAAUUAAUGACAAUAAAUAUCAUUUAAAAGUUGUGUUGAGUGACUUUACAAGGUACGCUACUCGUUCUAAAUCCCAGUACUGGUGACCCCAUAGACUGCAAACAAGCUUUGCUGCUGCUAUCUACAUGAUUUAUUCUACUCAUCAGCUCGUUACCAAACCUUUAAUAAGCUGUGGAAGGUGUGCUGGAGCAGGGAAAACACCACCUGGUUCCCAUGGCUGAGAUCGAGAGAUGCUGUGAUAAUUUGAAUAUUUUCGUGAGCUGCCUGAAACCACACUCAGUUAAAAGCCCUGUUACUUUAAUGGAAUAAUGACUUUUAGAGGUGUUUU
Colossoma macropomum (tambaqui) is the source of this 2691-nucleotide messenger RNA. It is a transcript of the gene rnf214, whose product is annotated as ring finger protein 214. Gene Ontology annotation, molecular function: ubiquitin-protein transferase activity. NCBI's taxonomy places the organism in Eukaryota, Metazoa, Chordata, Actinopteri, Characiformes, Serrasalmidae. The record is from RefSeq and is a predicted model, not a curated record.